CUCUAUGUUUGUCAGUUGUCUAUGUCAUCUUAUUGAGUUUUUCAUCUUGUGCUGUGUGCUGUUGUAAACAUUCUGAAAUUGGUGGUUUUUAAUAAGAAAUAAGUGGUUUGUGCAUUGGUUUAGUAAACAAAUAGUAAAAUCUAUUAAGUGCAGUCUAUUUGUGCUAUAUUAUUGUUGCUGUGACAUAAAAGAAGUAACCUUAUAACUGCAGUGAAUACUUCUCGUACACCAUGGAAAACGAUGAAAUCGGUAAUGAUUUAGUGCGUUUAGACAAUGGAUAUCUUGUCGACGAAGAGAAUAACAUACGUUGCGAAUAUGUCGUAAACUCUGAUGAUGUGUUGGAUGAAGAGAAUAACUCUGAUUCAGGAAGCAAAAAUGCUCCUUUGCGGGAACAGGACAGGUUCCUGCCUAUUGCAAAUAUUGCUAAAAUAAUGAAAAGAGCUAUUCCUGAAAAUGGAAAAAUUGCCAAAGACGCAAGGGAAUGUGUACAAGAAUGCAUAUCAGAGUUUAUCUCAUUUGUCACAAGUGAAGCCAGUGAUCGCUGCCAAGUUGAGAAGAGGAAGACCAUCAACGGAGAAGAUGUCUUGUUUGCAAUGAAUGCACUGGGCUUCGACAACUAUGUGGAGCCGUUAAAGCUUUAUCUUAAGAAAUAUAGAGAGAUUGUAUUGUCUCCUGUCACAGUGACAAAGUUAAACAAACCAAUUAUAGUGUAUGGAGAAGACGGAUCAGCAUGUUUACGAGCUGAAAGUGAAAGUGAACAAACAACAGAUUCAGCAGUGCUGUAUCCCUACAAAGAAUUAAAAGUUAUCGACGAUUUUACCAUCUCAUGAAUCCAUAAACAGUACCUAGGUAUAAGAUUACCAAGUUUCAUAAAUGAUUAAUGGAAAUAUUAAACUCUAAUU
This is a messenger RNA of Spodoptera exigua (beet armyworm), 902 nucleotides long. The record is from the annotation of a GenBank genome assembly. NCBI's taxonomy places the organism in Eukaryota, Metazoa, Arthropoda, Insecta, Lepidoptera, Noctuidae.